UCAAACUAUAUGGCUUUAUCAAAGUUUCAACUUGCAACUCUUCUUAUCGCAUAUUUUCUCCUAACUAGUUCUCAUCAAUCAAAGAUAUUGAAUACAAAUCAAAUCGGGGUUGAAGAGUGUGUUUACAGAGGUUUGUGCCGAUCCAGCAAAGAAUGUAAGAGUCGAUGUGGACCGCCUGAGUUCUCACAGGAUACUGUUGGUUUAUGCAUGCUCGAUUAUGAUGAUUACGAAUAUCGUUGUUGUUGUAUUGUAGAUAACAAAAAAUAAUUUACAAGUUUGAAUAAAUGUUUCUGGUAUCCAUUCGGUUUUUGGUU
Molecule: messenger RNA, 314 nt
Organism: Capsella rubella
Lineage: Eukaryota; Viridiplantae; Streptophyta; Magnoliopsida; Brassicales; Brassicaceae
Product: defensin-like protein 275
Exons: 2
Coding region: 10-267 (85 amino acids)
Source: RefSeq, a predicted model, not a curated record